This is a messenger RNA of Stegastes partitus (bicolor damselfish), 3138 nucleotides long. It is a transcript of the gene dok1a, whose product is annotated as docking protein 1a. Bases 65 to 1537 code for a protein of 490 amino acids. Lineage: Eukaryota; Metazoa; Chordata; Actinopteri; Pomacentridae. Gene Ontology annotation, biological process: cell surface receptor protein tyrosine kinase signaling pathway; Ras protein signal transduction; positive regulation of MAPK cascade. The transcript is spliced from 7 exons. The record is from RefSeq and is a predicted model, not a curated record. Gene Ontology annotation, cellular component: cytoplasm.
AGAAACAGCCCUCAGACGUCUCUCUCAGUCCAAAGGUUCGUACCGAAGAGCGUUUCCUUCCCAGAUGGACUCUCACAGCAAAACAGGGAAGGUUUACCUGCAGCCACACAAAGCUGGAAAAAAGUGGAAGCCGGUGUGGUUGUCUCUGUUUCCGCCCAGCAGCAGUGGAGUCGGCCGGCUGGAGAUCCAGGACAUGGGAGGAGGCGGCGCUGGAGGCGAUCUCGGCGCCGCGGUCCGGAGACACCACCAGCCCCACGGCGACAGGAAGGUGGUCCGGCUGUCGGAGCUCCUCAGCGUCCUCAGACUCCCGCCCAACGCCGAGGCCUGUCCCACGGAGAACAUGGCGGCGUUCUGCGUGGAGACCCAGGACAGGACCAUGGUGUUCGCUGCGCUCAAAGACGAGUGCGUGGACUGGGUGGACAAGCUGUGCCACAGCACGUUCCAGAGAGGAGGUGGCUCGGGCUCGACUCAGCGCCACAUGGAGGAGAACCAGAUAUACGCCUCAGCAGAUGAAGCCCCGGAGUUCUGGGUGGUGAUUCAGAGGACCGACGCGGCGACACGGUGCGGCCUGCAGGGGGCGUACUGGCUGCAGGUGGACCGAGAGGCGCUGCUGCUGAGGGAAGCGCAGAAGAAGAAGGUUGUCCGAGAGUGGCCGUACGAGCUGCUGAGGCGAUACGGGAAAGACAAGCUGACGUUGACCAUCGAGGCAGGCCGGCGCUGCCACUCCGGUCCUGGAACCUUCACCUUUGAGACGCAGCAGGCCGAGAACAUAUUCUCCCUGAUCCAGAGCACCAUCAAACAGAAGACUUCAUCUGCAGGCAACCAAAGCCUGGAGGCUGAGAAAGCGCCGGCGGCCAACAUUCAGGCUCAUUCUCCUCUCCCCAAAAUACCCGACGUGACCGGCAUGGCCGCCCUCCUGGAGAACCAGCUGAGGACAUCUCCGGCGUCGGAGAAGCGUUCACCCGUUCAGGAAGACUUGGUGGGUAAACCAGAGUCGGCUCAGCCGGCUCCCAUCACCCUCAUGCCGCUCCCAUUGGUCCCCACGCACGAGGGAGGUCAUCACGGCGGCCAAUCGGAGGCCAUCUAUGCCGACCCAAGCGACUGCAUCCGGCCGGUGCUGAAACCAACCACGGCGCUGUACGUCGACCCUGCGAGCGUUCUCCCGCUGAAACCCCCGAGUUCAAGAGAGCCUCCGGUUCCUGCCUCCUCGGUUCCACGUUCCAGCGCCAGGACCGUGGACUCCGUCUACUCAGAGGUGUUCGACAAAAUCAGCCCGGACCAGAAUAAACAGGUCGACGUCCUGCAGAGCAAAGCAAACAGGGAACCCAUUUACGCUGAGCCCAUGAGCAACACGGACAAGCCGUCUGAAAGAACCCAAACCAAACCCGACCCGUUCGAGCACCUUUAUGCUAAAGUCUGCAAGACGCCUCCAUCGUCGAGUCCCACGACGUGUCCCGGCGCCGCCGCUGUCAGCGCCACCACGCCGAGCGAUGAGUCUCUGGAUGACGUCAUCUAUGAAAACCUGGGUAUCAUUUAAGGCUGACGCCAGAAAUCGGACCUGCACGCAACCCAAAGAAUUCACUGAGAAACCCGACAUUCAGGCACGUCUCUGUGCUUCUGUUAAAAUGUAUUUUUUAAAUUGUAAUUUCACAUGUUGACGUCUGUUCGAAAACAAACCGAGGAAACAGACCAAGCUGCAGCUAGCUCUGGUCCGGUUUCCCAGAAUAGAGUGACUGAGGUGCAUCUGAAGGUACUGUGGACUCCUGAACCAGAUUAUCACCCGGUUCCUUCACAGCUGCUGUUAUCUGGAUCAAACAGCAGUAACGUGCAAAUACUGAGAACUUUCUAUCACGGUGAUGACAAUCGUCUGACUUUGUCAAACCUCAUUGACCCUGAACAACCGAAGUCAAGGAAGCAGCUUGUGGUCUAAUCAGAGGCAAUGUUCUGAUCCGAUCAAGGUAUUUUCAACUCAGCAGUAUCAGCUUUAGUCCAGUUCUUUGUUUACGUCUGCUGUCGCACAGGUGUCAGUAACGGUGAGGUAAACUUCCAGCAGGACACAUUCUGAUUACGUUUCCUUCAGUCAUCAGCCACAGCAUCGAUCAGUGAUGAAUGAUCCCAGUGAAGCAUGAAGUCGACUGGACUUCUCCUUCAUGUAAAUGUGGAGCGGAGCUCUGUGGCCGUGUGGAGCUGUCAUAAAACAGCUGGACUAGCUGCUGCUGAACUAACGUGAGGACAGGUUGAUGGCUUGUUUCUCUCCUCAGAUCUUUUCAGAAAUACUUUUCGCUGAACGGUUUUCGUAAUAAAACCGCGAGUUUGCAGCCGAGCCGCCAUGUUGGUUCUACGCCUCGGAGGUGAAACGGCUGUCAUGUGACCACCUACUGACCUGCUAGUGCACGCCUACCAAGUGGGUGACCCUGUGGAUGCGUAGCACCACGCUACAUUCAGACGCUACGUCUGCUAACAGAACAACCAGCAGCACCUCAGACUCCUGCCAGAGGAGGUGAACACGACAUCUGCAAUGACCUGAAACUUCUUCAGACACAGCAAAUUACAGCAUCACUUCUGUGGGAACAUUCCCUCCACUGUGUGUUCGUAAACCACAGAACCAUGACCUGACCCUGCUGCGUUUCAGGUGGUGGGCGGAGCUAAACGUCAGACCGCUAGGCUAACUUUGUCUGGGACUUUACUGCUUGUAACUUUAUCAGUUACCUCCAUGUGCUGUGUCAGCGUCUGUUCGACCUCUAGCUGGAACCACGUGACAGUAUUUGGACAGCGAGCGAGCGCUGGGUCCGGCCCGACAGCAGACCCGUUUGCGUUGCAUGAUGGUCGAGCUUCCACUCACAGCUUAAUGACGACAACUCAUCACUCAGGUUUCCGCUGAGGAUGCUUUUGCCUCCUGAGAACCGGACCUGAGCGACAUGUGUCUGUGUUGCAUAUUCACACAGUAACAUCAGUGAGCAAACCUUUUAACCAGUGACACGUGACAGUGUUUUACAUUUCACCUUCCUGCUGCAGUAGAGGUAUGCUGUGUGCACAUGUGUGUGUAAAUAGAGAUGAAACGGCUGUUGUCACUGUUUUGUUACAUAAAGUGUUUUUCAUUUUUGCCUUUUAUUAAAUCAGUCUCAUAAACGAACACAA